AUGUACUCAGGCUUUGGAGGCGGAUACGAUCCCGCUAACCCCGAGCACCUAUACAACAUGGCCCGCCAUGGACGACGACCCAUCGUGCAGCGCUUCGACGAAUACUAUCGAUGCUAUCCUCUCGUUAUGGCCCCUGGUGCCGAACGACCAGAGCUCAAUUAUGGCUCCAAGAUCAUCCUACCACCAUCGGCCCUCGACAAAGUGUCCAAGCUUCAUGUGCAGUGGCCUCUGCUUAUGGAACUUAUCAACGGAGAGAAGGGACGUCACUCGCACGCUGGUGUGCUGGAGUUUAUCGCAGAGGAAGGACGAGCAUACAUUCCCCAAUGGAUGAUGGUGACCCUUGGAAUGGACGUUGGCGACAUGAUUCAGAUCCGUACUACAUCACUGGAGCUGGCCAAGAUGGUCAAGCUGCAGCCUCAGUCCGUCAACUUCCUUGAGAUUAGUGAUCCCAAGGCUGUUCUGGAAAAGGCAUUCCGCAACUUUGCCACACUGACCAAGGGCGAUGUGUUCAACUUUUCCUACAACGACGAAGUCUACGACGUGGCUGUUCUCGACGUGAAGCCUGAGACGGACAAGAUGGGAGUCAGUAUGAUUGAAACCGAUGUAUCGGUAGAGUUCGCCCCACCAGUCGGAUACGUCGAACCUGAACGUCAGAGCGGAACCAGCACCCCCAGGAGCACACGAGGCGGUGCCCCCGCUGGAGGCCUAUUGCACAACCAAGGAACCAUGGCCCAGUCCAUCAACUACAGCGCCAUUGCGCCUUCAGUAACAAGUAACGUGACCAAUUUCCUCGGAGAGGGCCAGAAACUCGUCAAGAAGAGCAGUAAAGCCUCAACACCCAAGCCAGCAACCCCAGUCCCUACAGUGGACAUUCCAGGCAUGCCCAAGAGGCGUGACGGUGCCCCUGCAGCUCUGCGCCUGGCUCCCAACAAACUUUUCUUUGGCUAUGAGAUCAAGCCUGUCAAGACAGAUGCCGACAAGGAAAAGGAGAAGGAAAGUGCCAAUAGGCCUCAUUUUGCUGGUCAGGGUCAGACACUCCGAGGUGCAGUUAAGAGAAAAGGCGAAGGAGAUGACAAGACCAAGGCCCCCGAGAAGAAGGGUACCAGCGAAGGAAACAGACUGGACGGUCGACGACCGAGAUGA
This is a messenger RNA of Fusarium graminearum PH-1, 1143 nucleotides long. RefSeq lists its product as uncharacterized. Gene Ontology annotation, molecular function: polyubiquitin modification-dependent protein binding. NCBI's taxonomy places the organism in Eukaryota, Fungi, Ascomycota, Sordariomycetes, Hypocreales, Nectriaceae. The coding region runs from base 1 to 1143 and encodes 380 amino acids. The transcript has 3 exons. Gene Ontology annotation, cellular component: VCP-NPL4-UFD1 AAA ATPase complex. The record is from RefSeq and is a predicted model, not a curated record.